CUUUUCUCUAUUACAUGAAUAGGCACAAAAAAAAAAUGUUAAAAAAAAGUUGACAGAAACAAAACCCACAAAUUCCUUGGACCCAUCAAAACAUAUACAGCAGAAAUCGAAAUACACACAGAGAAAAAUUGGGUCGUGUGGGUGAUUGUGGUAUGUGCUCUGUUUUAGUUGUUUUCCAAUUAUGAUGAUGAUGCCCUUUAAUGGGGUGACAUCAAAUAGCGAAGAAGGUGGGUCCACAGAAUCAAGCAGUUUUGGUGGAAGCAGAGGAGGUAGAGGAAUUGGUGGUGGUGGUGGUGAAGACGGGUUUAAUUGGAAGAAGGGGCCAUGGACGACGGUGGAGGAUGCAAUAUUGGUGGAGUAUGUGAGGAAGCAUGGAGAGGGGAAUUGGAAUGCGGUGCAUAGGAACACUGGGUUGAACCGGUGCGGCAAGAGCUGCCGUCUACGGUGGGCCAACCACCUCCGACCCAAUCUCAAGAAAGGCUCCUUCACCCCUGAAGAGGAACGCCUCAUUGCGGUUCUUCACUUCAAGUAUGGCAACAAAUGGGCCCGCAUAGCUACCCAGUUACCUGGGAGAACAGACAAUGAAGUGAAGAAUUACUGGAACACACGAAUCAAGCGCCGGCACCGGCAAGGUUUGCCUCUUUAUCCACCAGAAAUUGAUCCAAGACAACCCUCUCCAUCUCCACCACCAUCACAACAACUAAUGUCAUCAGCGUCCUCCACCACUAGCCACCACCACCAAUCCUUCUCUGCCCCCACAACCCCCACCUCCAUCUCCUUCCAAACCCCUCCCUCUACCCCCUCCUCCUUCAAUACUUUCUCUCAAUUCGACUUCUCCCUCCCGCCUGGCCCCGCCCCUCUCCUUGUCCAGAGUCCUCUCCGUUACAAGCGAUUCCGCCCCGACGACCCCGCCCCCGCCCCCACCACCACAAACCACCACCACAACAACAAUAUCAUUGACAAUACUAACUUCUUGCUUCCUUUGUCCCCGAUGUCCACUCGGACUCUUUUGUCUCACCAGUUAUCAGCCUCGACUCCAUCUUUGUCACAACUGGCAAUGAAUUCUGUUGAUUAUGGCAGGAACUCAAGCACUAUUGUAGCAUCUAAUGGAAGUGAUGGUAAUGGUGUUUUUUCUGAGCUCCCUUCAAGCCAAUUCUCCUCUUCGUUGAUGUCUUCGAAUCCGGAGAAUAACUUUUAUAAUUCCAAACUGAACAAUGAGACUAGCAAUGGUGAUGUUGAUGGAGGUGGUGGUUAUGGAAGUGGGUAUUUGGAGGAUUUGUUGCAGGAGGCACAAGCACUCGGUGGAGGGAAUGGAGAUGAUUUGAAGAUGAUGCAGACUGAUUUAGACAUUAAUGGUGGUGGGUGUGGAGGAGAGAAUCACAGUUUCGGGGGAUUUGAUGGGCAAUGGAAUGAUUCCAGUGGCUCGUUUUCGCUAUUUUCCGGACUAAAACAGAAGGAAGAACCAGCUACCCAGAUAAACUCAAUCCAUGAGGACUUAUCAAAGCUGCUCAACGUAAUUCCGUCCAGCGUGCAGGUUCCACAGUGGUGCAGCGACGGUGGCGAGAACUCGAAUGGCCAAUCCUCGGUCGUAACAGCCGAUAAUAUGGAGCUUGAGAUGCAGCAAAUAGCUUCAUUGUUUCCUAUUACUUCCACAGCAGACCAUGUUGGGAACUCUGGCUCUUGUUCUUGGGACAACUUGCCUGGAAUCUGCUAAACUUGUUCAGUACUUA
Molecule: messenger RNA, 1730 nt
Organism: Tripterygium wilfordii
Lineage: Eukaryota; Viridiplantae; Streptophyta; Magnoliopsida; Celastrales; Celastraceae
Product: transcription factor MYB97-like
Exons: 3
Coding region: 182-1714 (510 amino acids)
Source: RefSeq, a predicted model, not a curated record